CUGGUGUUGCAAACCGUGAGGCGGGCGGGGUUAGUGCGUGGGACCCAGGUUGGAGGCUGGUAGCUGUAGUUCCGCGCGCGCGCCAAGGUGACUGAAGAUUUGAAGUCAUGGCUGGAAAACCCAAACUUUACUACUUUAAUGGGAGAGGCAAAAUGGAAUCGAUUCGCUGGUUGUUAGCAGCUGCUGGGGUUGAGUUUGAAGAAGAAUUUUUGGAAACAAGGGAACAAUAUGAGAAGCUCUUACAAGAUGGAUCUCUGCUCUUUCAACAAGUGCCCUUGGUGGAAAUUGACAGGAUGAAGAUGGUGCAGACCAGAGCAAUUCUCAGCUACAUAGCAGCAAAAUACAACCUCUAUGGAAAGGACCUGAAGGAGAGAGCAAUGAUUGACAUGUAUGUGGAAGGAACAACUGAUCUAAUGGGGUUAAUUAUAGUGUGCCCUUUCUUAUCAGCUGAGAAUAAGGAGAAGCAGCAUGCUGUAAUAAUCCAAAAGGCCACAAACAGAUACUUCCCAGUCUAUGAAAAGAUUUUAAGAGACCAAGGACAGAGUUUUCUUGUUGGUAAUCAGUUCAGCUGGGCGGAUGUUCAUCUGCUUGAAGCCAUUUUAAUGGUAGAAGAGAAGAAGUCCAGUGUUCUCUCGGAGUUCCCUCUAUUACAGGCUUUUAAAGCAAGAAUAAGCGACAUCCCCACAGUUAAGAAAUUUCUGGAGCCUGGCAGCCAGAGGAAACCUGUCCCUGAUGAUAAAUACACGGAGACUGUGAAGAGAGUUCUCCAAAUGAACUUUUAAUGUGUAAGCAAAUUAAUGUGGCUGGUUAAAAUAGCAGUGAUGAGCUCAAUGCUAGCAAAUACUCACACUUAAACUGCUUAGAAUGUACAUGUGCUGGUAAACUACAGAUAAAGGUAGUUGAAUGGAAUAGCUAACUGAACAAUAUGUGAUGCUAGAGAGGUGGAUAACAAAUAGAAAACACAAUAUACAAGUAUUAAUUACUAAGCUACUUGUCUACAUUUAGUAAGAUGUAUUUUUAUUAAAUUUCUCUUGCUGUUCUGAGUUAAUGAAAUGAAUACACACAUUGUCUAACUAGAAAAUUUUGAUUUUCUGGGGGAAGGUGAAACCUCCAGCGUAAUCACUUUUCACUAGUAUAAGCGUUUUCUGCCAACUCCAAGCGUUUACUCUAAAAUCCAGAUAAGAUUUCAGUGGGAUAAAGGGUUCUGUUUCGCUUGCACUUAGCUUUUUGAUGGUGGACGUACCCCUGGAAAACAAGUAAUUUUUUUUUUUAUUAUUAUUUUAAAAAGCCAGGAGGAUGUUACUAGAUCUCUCAAGUGAGUCAAGUUUGUGAGAGACAAACAUCAUAGCUCUAAAAUAUCCACAUUCUGUAUUUGUAUCAAACUUUUAUCUCCUUCUGCUCCCCCCCUCCACCCCCCACCGGUAUUAACCAUCUUAAGACAUUCUAUCACUGGAGUGUAGCCGUCUUGUAGCUAACUUGUUCCAUAAAUAUUCAUUCAACAAUAAUAUGGAAGACCUUUUGUAUUUAAUAUAAUACAAAAUAUAAUGUAUUUAACCUAAUAAAGUAAUUUCAUUCAUA
Molecule: messenger RNA, 1578 nt
Organism: Trachemys scripta elegans
Lineage: Eukaryota; Metazoa; Chordata; Testudines; Emydidae
Product: glutathione S-transferase 3-like
Exons: 7
Coding region: 108-782 (224 amino acids)
Biological process (GO): xenobiotic metabolic process; glutathione metabolic process
Molecular function (GO): glutathione transferase activity
Source: RefSeq, a predicted model, not a curated record